Messenger RNA from Closterium sp. NIES-67, 6523 nucleotides. NCBI's taxonomy places the organism in Eukaryota, Viridiplantae, Streptophyta, Zygnematophyceae, Desmidiales, Closteriaceae. The record is from the annotation of a GenBank genome assembly.
AACGCUCUUGUCCAGCUUUGAUAUUCAUUUCCUGAUUUGUCGUUUGGGUUUCCGUAGUCAAAUCGUUUUGUCGACGAAUCGUUUCGUAGCGGAUUCGCCAAUCGGUCACUAUGGUGAAGCACAAGGCGUCGACGAGCCGCCUCACAAAGAUCGAGACGCGCAAAAAGGCGAAGCGCGAGAAGCGCAACAUCCGCGACCGCCGCCGCCGCGCGAUCUCCGCCGCAGUUGCCGCCGCAAGUCUCGGCGCGGAGGCCGAGGAUCUGCUCCUGCCAUCGAAGCAGCAGCAGCAGCAGGGACGCGCGUCUCCCGCGAAAACCGGCCGGGAAGUUUCUAGGAAACCGCGGAAAACGAAGCCGAAAGGGCUCCAGAUCUACUGGCAUCUCGCCUCCGUGAGACGCGGGCCGCGAGAGACGGCGGCGGUUGCGCUGGUGUCGGAAUUAACGAACGCGCAAAAGACGUAUUUGCGCGCGCAAGGCGGGGGAAGGAAGGGCGGAGGGAAGAAGGAAAGGGGAACGGCGCAAGCUGGAAGCGGAAAUGGCGCGAUGAGGGGUUCAGGGUUUAAGGAGGGGAAAGGGGUUAAUGCUGGUGAUGGGAGCUCGGAUGAGGAAGAGGAGGAGAGUGAGGAGGAAGAGGCGAGUGAGGAGGAGUCAGAGGAGGAGGAGUCAGAGGAGGAGGAGGAGAGUGGAGAAGAGGACGAAGAGGAGGAGGAAAUGGGAGAGGAGGAGGAGGAGGAAGAGGAGCGCGAAGAGGCGAAGGGAGUUUUGCAGCUGGAGGGGUGCUGCGAGGAGAUUAACUACGCCGUCAAGCGGCUAAUCAGAGGCCUCGAGUCGUCUCGCGGGGGCGCAAGGCAGGGUUUCUCCGUCGCUCUCGCUGCCUGCCUGCGCGCACUGCCCGCGCUGCACCCUCUGCUGCCCUCCAUCGCUGCUGCCAUUCCUCUGCUCAUCCCUCUCCCUACCAACGCCCGAGGAAAGGAUGGGUCCGAAGCUCUCUUCGGCCGCAUGUUUGCCCUCGGUGCGCUCGUAAGGAGCGGGCUGCUGUCAUCCCCCCUAUAUGCAACGGAAAAUACGGAAGAAGAAGCUUCCAGGAAGGCGCCUGGAGGGUUUAAGAAGGAGAGCGGAGGGGAACCGGGGUGGCUGGUUGGCAGGGGCGGGUGGCUACCGGGGGAGGUGGCAUCUCAGCUGCUGAGGAUUGGAGCGCAACGGUCCUUCCUAGCUGAGCCUUGUACCGUGCUGCUGGUGGCUCUUGUCUCCCAGCUGCCCUCCUCCUCCCUCCCCCGCAUCCUCGCCCUGCCUGCGGUUUCCUCGCUCCUCGCCCCACCCUGCUCCGAGGCUCGGCCGCACGCCCUUCUCUUAGCCCUCAAGCUGUGGCAGCUGGGGGAGGGAGGAGAGGAGGGAGGAGGGAAGGAAGGAGGAAAGGAAGGAGAGAAAGAAGGGGAGGAAGGAGGGGAGGUAGGAGAAAGGGGAGCAGGAAAGAAAUCUUUGAGAAAGGGAGCUAAGGUACAGAAGAUUGCCAGUGGAGCAGGAGAGGAAACGGGCAGCGGUGAAACUUUUGUGGGCACUCUGCUGGCGCUCUGCCCACUGCUGCCCGAGUCCGGCCGGUCAGAAGAUUUUUUCGCUGCUGCCCAUCUGGAAAAUCUGCUGCCCGUGCUGCAGCAUAGUUCUUCGUCCCACCCGCGCCUGCAUGCGGUUUGGGCUCUGCUGCUGGACCGCCUCUUCUCACUCCCCCUCCCCUCCUCCUCCCCUCUCUCCUCCUCCUCUCUCCCACUUCCUGCUUUCCCCUCCUCCCUCCUCCCCUCCUCCCCUCUCUCGACCUUUUGGUCUAUAAUAGUCGACAGGGGUUUAAUCCCCACCUCGCACGAGCGGAGGUAUUUGGCUCUUAAUCUCCUGCUGCUUCUUAUUCCGCGCCUCCCCCCCACCACCACCGCCCACAUCAUCCUCUCUCGGCCAAUCACGCGCUGCCUGGUGGACGCGCUAGGGGCGGGGAAGAGGGCGCACCUGUUUGCGCUGAGUCAGCGUUGCGUCACGCUGAUUCAGCGAUGGCCCACGCUGGUGGAUGGGGGGGGAGGGGAGGAGGGAGAGGAGGGGGAGGAGGAGGGAGAUGCUAAUGAAGGGAAAAGGGAGAAGAAUCCCUAUGCUAUUUCUGGAAAGGGCACAGCCAGUAAAGAAAUGGCAUCCAAGGGAACAGCAGCAGCAGCAGCAGCAGCAGCAGCACUCGAAUCAACGGCAGCUAGGCUAGCCAUUCUAAUCACCCUGCAGAGGCACUCCCGGGGGCAAUUCGACAUUGCAACGCGGACCAACGCGGUGCGAGUGCUGGCUUCGGGGAUUGAGGGAGCAGAGGGGGAGAGAGCUUACUCUGAUUUUUUGCAGGCUGUGUUUGCCCGGCCGCUUGAGUUCACGGGAGAGGGAGAGGAGAUAGGGGCGGAGGGAGGGGGAGAAGGGAGAGGAGGGAGAGGAGGGAGGGGAGGGAAGAGGGGUAAGGGGGGUAGAGGAGGAGGGGGUGGGAGUGGCGAAGGAACUGGAGGAGGAGACGGAGGAGGAGGAGCAGGGGAGAGGGCGUGGGAUGCAGAGGCGGAGGCGGAGAGAUGGAGGUUCUGGGCUUUAGACCAGUUGUGUAAGCUGGCUGCUAAGCCCGUUCCGAAACCGGUGCUCCUGAGCCUCAAGAAGAGGAAAAGUGCCACCGCCCCGAAAGCUGCUAAAGCUGCUGCUGCUGCUGCUGCUGCUGCUGCUGCUGCUGCUGCUGGUAAAACGCCUGCAGAAGUAGCUGCGGCAGGGGGGGUUAAGGAGGGGGGUGGGGAGGUGCAAAUUGGGAAAGGGGGGGAAGGGGAGGGAGCGGUGGGAGUGGGAGUUGGGGAGGAGGAGAGGAGGAGGGAGGCAGAGGAGGCGGUUAAGGGAGUGUGGGAGUAUGUGACUCUAAGGAAGGAGAUUCUAGGGUUUAUAAAGCAGGCUGCACUUGGGGGAGGUGUUAUUCAGGGUGAAAAGGGUGCGAGUGGUGGGAGUUUGGCAGGAGGGGGCAAAACUGGGGAGGAGACUCCCGAAAUGGGAAAGAAAGGGAAGAAGAGGGGCAAGGAGAGGAAGGAGGGGCAGGAGGGGCAAGCGUCAGAGGGUUCAGGGUUUAGGGCUCAUCCUUUGUCUUUCUCUCCUGCUGUGUCCCCCCGGGUUCUCUCUGCGUGCCGGUCCCGGUUCUUAUCCUCGUUAGAAGCGCUUCUGAAGCACCUGGAGUACUUCGUUAAGAGCCCUGAGGGGAGAGAGGUGGAGAAGACGUUAGCGGCGGGGAGAGAAGCGAAGGAGGAGGGGGAGUCAAAGGAGGGAAGGAAGGGGAAAGAGGGGAAGGAAGGGGGGGAUGGUAGUAGGUUUGUUCCUGUAGGGAGUGUGAGUGUGAGUGUAAAGGAGGCUGGGCUGUGGGUGGUGGGUUUUCUAGUGACAGAAGCUGAAGGGUUUGCAGAGGGGAGAGGCAUGAGUGGGGGGAAGCAGGAGAGCAAAGAGGAGGAGGGGGAGGGGGAGGGAGAGGGAAGAGAUGUGGAAGCAGUUAUUGGGGAUCUUAAAGCCACACUUAAGCUGGCUGCUACUAGUUCCGCCGUCACACGGCUCUCAGCUGCAAGUGUUGGCGGUCUGAAGGGCAAUGUGCCUCUGUUGAACCGGCUGGACGACCGCAGAAGGGCUGUGGGUUCCCUCCUGGGGACGCUCCUGCUCUGCCUUCGCAUCCAAACCUCCGCCGAAGCUGCUGCCGAAGCUGCUGCCGAGGCUGUUGCCGGAGCUGUUGCAGAUGGUGGGGUGAAGAAGGGAGGCAAGGACGAGAAGGAAGGAGGUGGGGAUGAGGAUGAGGAGGAUGAGGAGGGGGGUACUACUGCUGGUGCUGCUGCUGGUGCUGGGGGUACUGUAGCUGGGGGUGGUGACGUGGAUGUGCUGCUUGAGGCUGCUGCUGACGUCACUGCCAUCGCGCGCCAGCUGGCGGCCUCUGGUUGGGUGAUCGAGAAGGGGGCGAAGGUGGGUGGCGAGACGAGGGCGAAUGGGAGUGUGAAGGGGAGAGGAGGAAAGAGGGUGGUGAAUGGUGAGGAGGAGAGCGAGGAGGAGAGGGAGGAGGGGAGUGAGGAGGAAGAGGAAGAGGAGGAGGAGAAGGACAUAAUGAUUUCACUGGUUGACGUGGUGCUAUCGCUGUUGGCUCAAGAAUCCUCGCUGCUUAGAGGGGCGGCGGAGGGCGUUUUCAGCGCCUUCUGUAACGAUCUGACUGCCGAGGCGCUGGAGAUUAUAAUGCAGGUGAUUGUAACGAAUCCGAGGAGCAAGAAGAGGGAGGAGGUGCUGGAGGAGGAAGAGGAGGAAGAGGAGGAAGAAGAUGAGGAGGAGGAGGAAGAGGAAGAGGAGGGGGAGGAAGAUGGAGAGGAGGGAUCGGAGGAGGAGGAGCAGGAAGGGGGGAGCGACGAAGGAGACAGUGCAGAGGAGGACGAAGAGGAGGAAGAGGAGGAGGAGGGGGAGGAGGAGGAGGGAAGUGCAAAUGGUGCUAAGAACCUGGAGGGAAGCGACAGCAGCGACGAAGAGCUGAUGGACGACGAUGCCAUGUUCCGCAUCGACCAGCAUCUGGCCGACAUCGUUCGGCAGAAGGUGGAGGCGGAGACCCGCCGCAAGCGCCGCCAGAGCAUCCUUCUCGGAGAGCACUUCCGCCUGCGCGCCCUCGCCCUCCUGGACUCGUGGCUCCAAGCGGCAGGUUCCUCGGACCGACUGCCUGUCUCGUGCGACCCGCUGGUGUUUGCCGUGGUGCCGCGGCUGCUGAAAGCAGCAGCAGGGAAUUACGCCACGCGGGGGAGUCUGAAGGGCGGGAAGGGGGGGAAGGGGGGAGGAGAGAAGGGGGAAGUAGGGAAGGGGGGUGCUGCUGCUGCUGGUGCUGGUGCUGGUGGUGAGAAGAAGAAAGAGGAGGAGGUGGAAGAGGAGGAAGAGGAGGAGAUGAGGAGGGGAGCAAGGGAGAGGCAGCAGGAGCGGCAGCAGGAUCACGAGGACGAAACAAUCCUCCUUGCGGCCCGGGCAGCAAUGCAGGAAUGCUUUGCGGAAGCCACGCGGCGAACCUCCAUCCGCCACCUGGCGCUCGUCGCGGGAGACUGCGCCAUGUGGCUCGUCCACGUCAUCCAGGCGCGGCUCUUAGCUAAGUCCCAGCGGGAAGCAGCUAAACUGCAGCGGGAAGAAAAAUCCAAGUUUCAGCACGGGGACGGGAAUUCAAACCUUCCAAAGCCAGGAAGACAGGCCAAUGCUUUCAAGGCGGCAGCCAUUGACCUGGCAGUAAUAGAUGCCUUUUCUUCGGCCAUUUCUCGCGUCCUCGACUCCCGCGACUGCCCCCUUCCAAUCACUUUUAUCCGCGACACUCUCACCCGCUUCCCGGGGAUUUUUUCUGCCCUGAUUCCAUACUUCUUCAAGAAGUGUGGCAAGGGCAGGUCGGAGUACGUCCGGGCAGCUGCGAUGAAACUUGUCUCGCCGUUUUUAAACCGUUUUCCGCUGCCCGAGGGGGCCGCUGAGGCGCUGUCCGGGCAGGUGGAAAAGGGGGUGGUGGGGGAAUUGUUGAUUGGAGCAAUCAGGCAUAGGUAUGGGAAAUUGGAGCGGUGGGAGUUAGGUAUGGAGUUCUGCUGCGCUCUGCUGCGUGCCAUAGGGCAUGCAGAGGAAACCCUUCGCAAGUCGGGCGGAAAUACCCGCCAGGUUGCAGACGGAUCCAAUCCCAAGGGGAACGAAAAUGAAAAUGAAAAUGAAAAUGAGGAGAAGGGAAAUGAGAAGAAGGGUUUGCUUCUGCCGGCUCUAGACUUGGAUGCACUGAAAGCAGCAACUGCUGACCCGGCUUCGGGACAGAAGGUGCGAGGGAAGGGGAGGACGGGGCAGCUGAUUACUCAGCUGCAGCGGCUGGUGCAGGCUGUAGAGGUGGAGGAGGGGCAAGGGCUUAGUGGAGCAGGCGGCAAGCAGGAGAGGAAAGAGAAGCAGGAGGAGCAAGAGGAGCAGCAGGAGAAGAGGAUAAAGAGGCAGAAGAACGAGAAGCAGGGGGGGGAGCAGGAGGAGGGGAAGAAGAGAAAGAAGCAGAGGAAAAGCAGAGGGGAGCAGGAGUAAGGGGACGGCAGGAAGAGAAGGAUGCUGAAGCAAUGCGGAGUAGGAGUGAUGCAUGGUUGGCAGGAAGAGGAAGAAGCAGGAGAAGAGGUUGGCUGUGUGUGAUGCAUGGUAACUGCAGUGCUGGUAACUGCAGUGCUGGUAACUGCAGUGCGAGUAACUGCAUUCCUUGUAACUCAGUGCUGGUAACCAUGGUGUGUGUGUGUGUCAUGCCAAGGGGUGGGUUGUGAGAAACCGUUUGAAACCAAGUCAAGCUGUUUGGAAAAAUUUGGCAACAUGUAUGCGGCUAUGUGAGCCUAAGCUAGAACUGUGCUUGCUUUGUUACUUGUUACUGGCCUGGAUUGUUUUGGCAGGAAUUCAGACAGGACCUCUUUUAAUCAGGGAUCUGCUGUGCUGUUUGGAAAUUGAUGCAGCUUGCUCUUAUAUAUUAUUAUGGUAAGGAGGAACCUUUU